Molecule: messenger RNA, 1491 nt
Organism: Boeremia exigua
Lineage: Eukaryota; Fungi; Ascomycota; Dothideomycetes; Pleosporales; Didymellaceae
Exons: 1
Coding region: 116-1240 (374 amino acids)
Biological process (GO): spliceosomal complex disassembly
Cellular component (GO): spliceosomal complex
Molecular function (GO): nucleic acid binding
Source: RefSeq, a predicted model, not a curated record
UCACCGCAAACCUUCACAACACCGCAGACAGUGCGACUGCCGCUCCAUAGAUCGCCUCGAAAUUCGACGUCGCGCUGCCGUCCCUGCAGAGUGACCGCCACUUCACAGCACCGCCAUGGGCGACAACAAGGACCUCGAAGAGCUUGCGCGCUCGACCACCGAGGACUACUACGAGCUGCUCGCCGUGCCGUUUGAUGCGGAGGAAUCAGUCAUCAAGCGCGCCUACCGCAAAGCCUCGAUCCGGUACCAUCCCGACAAGAACCCCGACAACAAGGAUGCCGCCGACCGCUUCAUUGCGCUGGGAUGGGCGCGCGACAUCCUGAUCGAUCCCAAGCUCAAAGGCGAAUACGACCGCGCGCGCUCGCGGCGGCGCGAGAAGGUGUUCCAGGAUGAGCUGCUCAGCGGGAACCGGCGCAAGAUGAAGGAGGAGCUCGAGCGGCGCGAGCGGGAGAGCGCAGACUUUGGCGCGAGUCUGAAGCGGAAACGCGCGGCCGACAUGAGCGAGGCGGAAAAGCGGGAGCAGGAGAUCCAGCGCCUGGCAGAGGACGGGAAGCGGCGGCGCAAGGAGGCCCAGGACCGCAAGGACAAGGCGCGCCAGGACGAGCAGGCGGCCGCCGAGCCCGUCAAGAGCCCGGUAAUGCAGCCCUCGAGGCCGGGCGACUCGGCCGAGCUGGACCGCACCGUCAAGAUCCGCUUCCACCGCGAGGGCGACACGGCGGCCUGGGACCGCGACACGCUGCGCUCCAUGUUCGACAAGUACGGCAAGAUCGACAGCAUCAUCAUGGGCAAGGACAAGAAGCUGAAGCUGGAGGGCGAGAAGCACCGCAAGCUCGUCGCCAUGGUCUUUGUCGUCUACGGCCGCCUCGACCACGCCCACGCCGCCGUCUCCGACGCAAAGGCCGACCACCCCGCCCUCGACUCUGUGGCCUGGGCAAACGGCGAGCCCGACCUGUCCUCCACCCGCAACGGCGCGUCCGCGUCUACAUCCGCAUCGACACCGCCAUUCGCCGCCCCCGCCCCAUCGACUCCCACCACUCCCGCGCCCGCAAAAUCAUUCCGCGCCUCCGUCGGCUCCAACCUCGGCGCAACGCCCCUCGGCACCCCCAAGUUCUCCUUCAGCCCCAAAACCCCGAGCCUGGAGGAAGUCACCAUGAUGCGGCUGAAGAACGCCGAGAAGAAGCGCCUGGAAGAGCAGAUCCGGAGGAGCGAGGCUGCCGAGGCCGCGAAAGAGGCUGUCUGACGCGCGCAUGUUGCAUAGCUAGGUAUUGUGGAGCGGUGUUUUUGCUUUUGAGAUACCCACGUUGAAUUCUACUCUGGACAGUGCAAGUUUGCACUGUAUCUACCAAGUCUCCUUGCUGUCUGUACUCUGAGUGCGUCGUCCGUCUGAACCUGACAGCCUCAUGCAUAAGCUGCAUGAGGCUUCCCCGAAGUAGCUAGACUGCUCCUGCAGGUCCAGGCAGGUGCAGACAUCGCAACUCCUUCAUGCACUUC